AUGGCUGAGGUUGGAGGAUUUGGAGGGAAGGUAGAACAGCUGCAUUUCAAGAAUGAUGUGAAGUCACCUGUCCCUGAUCAGCCUGGUAAAAUAUUCUCAAAGCAGAUUAUAGUCCAUUUUGACCUCAAGGGAGCCCCACCAAAAGUGGACUUCAUCAUCAAUGUUCUUCAGUUGAGUAAAAGUCUUGGUGCUACUGGUAUUCUCAUGGAGUGGGAGGACAUGUUCCCUUAUGAAGGAGAAUUGAAAUCUGUGUCAGCGCCCAAUCAUUACAGUCUGGAGGAAGUUAAUACAAUCCUGGAAGCUGCAACUCGUCUCGGCCUGACAAUCAUUCCAUUGGUGCAGACCUUUGGUCAUGUGGAGUUUGCCUUGAAGUUGGAAAGGUUUGCUGCUUUGAGAGAGUUGCCUAAGGACCCACAAGCCCUGUGUCCUUCAAAGAAAGACUCCUUGAAACUUAUCAUGGAAGUUAUUGAUCAAACAAUGAAAGUUCAUGCCAAGUACAACCCAACCCAUUUGCAUAUUGGCUGUGAUGAAGUGUUUCACAUGGGUGAAUGCCCUGUUUGUCGUCAGAAAUCCAGGAAUGACCUUUUCCUGUCGCAUGUGAAGUUUGUUGCUGAAUAUGUUGUGAACAAACAUUCUGUGAUUCCCAUUAUCUGGGAUGAUAUGCUUAGACAGAUGUCUCCCAUAGAUUUUGAGGCUUAUAAACUUGGAGAUUUGGUCGAGCCAAUGGUGUGGGUGUAUGCUGAAGAUGUAUACAGGUUUGUCCCUCCAACUACUUGGGAUGUUUAUGCACAAGCCUUUAAGAAUGUCUGGGGUGCAAGUACAUUCAAAGGAGCCUUUGGAGAGACUCUAGUUGUUCCACCAUUACGAAGACAUCUUGAUAAUAACCUGAUGUGGCUUGACGUCUUCCAUGGAGAGUCUCCUAAGUUUCAUGAGUUCAAGGGUAUUGUAUUGACAGGAUGGCAGCGAUACGACCACUUUGCAGUUCUAUGUGAACUUCUUCCAGCUGGAAUUCCAUCUUUGGCACUCAGCUUGUUAGCACUCACAUCAGGGAAGAGAGAUCGCAGCUUGAUUGAAAAAACCAAGCAAGCCUUGAGCUGUGCUUCUCCAUCUGUAUCUGAUCAUUUUUCCUUGGAAAGAUUUCCUGGCCAUGAAUUCUACAAAGCCACCAGGCGGUUGAAGUCCCUGGAAGAUUCAUAUGAGCUUCAGAUGUCACAGCUGCGCAAGAAGGGCUGGUACACUGAUUACAAUCUACGAAACAACUUUACUGCACCCAUGCGGAUAAAUGAAGUGAAGUGGCAAGUGGACUCUUUGGUCAGUGAAGUCGAAGGGACAGCACAAAUUUUGCACAGCACUCUGAGUCUGUAUUUUGAUAGUCAUACGGUGGGAGAAUAUCUUGAACAGAAGGUUUAUGCACUCUCCUCUGGAGAAUUAUCAUUAGAGAAAUAUGUGGAGGAUCUAGGAAGCGAAUUGUCAAAUCCUGAUGUGGCAGUGAGAGUACAAGGAUUGGAGAAGCUAUCAGGGACUCUGCUUGAGCUGGGCAGGAUGAAGGAGAUGGGUACAAGUUUUGUCCUGGGCUUUGUUCAAGCCAUGGAUGGGGAGAGAGAACCAGGUUGUCUUCUCUGUGCAUUCUCUGUGUUCCCUGUUGUAGCUGCUUCUAUUGAUGCUAAAGAACUCACAGAGGACCUCUUUGAAGUGGUUGCCUGUUACUUUCCUGUCGAUUUCACUCCAAAUGCUUGCUGUCAGAGGUACUCCAAUCAAGAUCUUUGGGGUCAUGGGGAAGAAAUAUGGCUUAUCUUGCAGAAAAUCCUUUUCACAUCUCCAGAUGGUGAUUUAACAGAAGCUACAUUGGCUAUGGUCCCAGCCCUGAUAAAGGCCUUGUGUCGAUCCCCCUUGGAGGGGAACCCAAGUCCUAUAUUUGACAAGAUCCUCUCAGAGACUGAAUUCCCAAGCAAAGCCUAUUCAUUCCUCCUGCUGUGCCUUCAAAAGAAACCUGAUAUAGGUGCUGCUGCAUUAAAAGCCUUGAAGGAGCUUAUCACUUGUUUGAAUGAUGUUCAAACUAUUGGAACACUUGCUGAACAUAUAUCUAUGAUGCUCCAGACUGAGAACUCUAAUAUCAUGAUAGAGGAGGUAUGUGCUUGUCUGGAGAAGAUUGCUCAGAAGAAUGUGAAAUGCAUCAACGACAUCAUCCUCCCCUCUCUUAUGACACAACUACAGUUAACUUCAGGUGAUGGGGCAGAAGGGACAAAGUUAGGAAAACUUUUGGCUGCUUGUUGCAUGGAGAAGGAUCCUGCAAAGAUGGCAUUCCCUAUACUGUCCUCAAAUGUGUGCUCUUCCAUCAUGCACCUCAGUGAAUGUGGCACAAGUAUGUCACUCUGUUCCCACCUCCUUGCUGUCAUGGAAGACAUGUGCCUGUCGCUUGCCGAUUCGAAUACGUCUCAACUACUGUCUGACUUUGAUGUCAUGGAGUGCAUCCUCUCAUCUUUCUUUGCUAUUUGUGAGAAACAAAUCCCAAAGGAAGAAGUGUUGGUGAAAGGAGGAGACUGCAUAAGAGCCUGCAUGCUUCUAUAUCCGUCAGGGAAACUGGAGAUAAUGUUGAGUGGCCUUGUGAGUUUGAUCCUAGAGGGACAUUCCAAUGGCUCCUUGUCAUGGUUGAAUGAAGGUUCAUCAAAUGUUUUCCCUCUGAAAAGUUCUGAACAAGCUCUUGCUGUGUUGCUUGUUAUGGAACCACUUUUGUGCCACUCAUUGCUCAUCAAAAUCUUGAAGUCUGUGGAACAGUUUAACAACCUUGUGGACAUCAUUUGUCAGCUUUCAUUCACUUCUUCAGUCUCACUUUUGGAAAAUCCGAGUCCUAGGAUUCUUGCCUGCAUCCUCAACAAGUCACCUGCAGAUUAUCUCCAAAGGGCAUUAACAGUGGUUGAAUCCAAGGCAAAAGAUGGUAUGAACUCCUGUGAGACAUUAGAUAGAAGAAAGAAGAGUCUGAACUUGUGGUGUUGGACAACAGUUGCAAUCUCUCUUCGAUCUCAUGGAGAAGCAUCUUCUCAAUGGCUCUCUCAACUGAUAGAGGUGUUGGAUGAUAGAGAACUGGGCAGCGAAGCAGCAGGGAAAUUCUCUCUUUUUAGAAAUAUCAGGACCAAGUAUCUGAACCAAGAGAAUGGGGCAAUUGUGAGUCCCCUACACAAGCAAAGGAUAUUUGUUACUGUCCUUCCCCAUCUUGUUUCUGGGGUCCAAGAGAGGCAGAGUCUGAAUCAUCUCUCUGCAUUAUCAUGCCUCAUAGAAGGUGUCCCCUCACAAGUAAUAACUCAGCAUCGGGAACAGGUAACCAGUUGCCUCGUUCAAGCUUUGAAAAUGCUACCUGAAGGGGACACGCUCUUAUGCCUGAAUGCAUUGGGGCUUAUCCUGGGUGACUCUGCUGAGGCCAUCCUACCAUAUAUCUCAGACACAGUUCCACUGUUAUUGAAGCUUGCCAGCUUUCUGCCUUCAAUGCAAGUGCGGAUGGGUGCCCUGAAAUGCUUGCAUUCCAUUACUUCUUUGGAGACUCUUGAAACACUCCAGCUCAAAAGUCAGGUGCUGAAAGACCUGGCACCCUGCUUGGACGACAAGAAACGACUCGUCCGAAGAGAAGCUGCAAAUGCACGCUGUCGAUGGUUUCUCCUUGGAUUCCCGUCUUCCAAGGCCCCAUGGGGACAUGGAGCAUCAGUGUGUCUGUUUGUUUAUGUGGGCUUGUUUCAAGAGAAGGGUAAGGGUCAAUACUAG
Messenger RNA from Darwinula stevensoni, 3753 nucleotides. The record is from the annotation of a GenBank genome assembly. NCBI's taxonomy places the organism in Eukaryota, Metazoa, Arthropoda, Ostracoda, Podocopida, Darwinulidae.